CAGAGUCGGACGGUCCAUCCAAGGCAUCCAUAGGAUUACCCCAGGUCCCAGUUUCUCCGACCGCGCUAAUCGGGGGGCGAUCGACAACCAGUGGUUCUGCUGUGUCAUCCGCCCGUACGCCGUAACAUUACCGUAUCCCGGUUGCAUCAUCACCUGCUGCCCUUGCCUCUUGCGACCCAGGUACUUCAAUACAAGACCGUCUUUCAUCCGCCGUCCUUCUCCUCUCCAGCUCCAACCUCCUCCUCUUCCCUCCCUCCCUCCCCAUCGCUGCCUGUCCUAUUUCUAUCGUUCCAUCGUCCAUCUCUUUCCUCCUUCCUUCACAAUCACUCCCUUCCACACCCUCUUUCUAUCGGGCUGCUGCGGGUUUUAUCAUAGCUAUCCAUCAUGAAGGGCAUCCUCGGCCUUUCCUUGCUCCCGUUGCUGGCGGUUGCGUCACCCGUCUUCGUUGACUCCAUCCACAAUGAAGCUGCCCCGAUCCUGUCUGCCUCCAACGCAAAGGAGAUCCCAGACUCUUACAUCGUUGUUUUCAAGAAGCACGUUUCGCUAGAGUCGGCCGCUGCUCAUCACACUUGGGUGCAGGACAUCCAUGACUCCCAGAGCGGGCGCGUUGAGCUCAAGAAGCGGUCGCUCUUCGGGUUCGGUGAGGACACCUACCUUGGUCUGAAGAACACCUUCGAUAUCGCUGGCUCUCUUGUCGGCUACACUGGACACUUCCAUGAGGAUGUGAUCGAGCAGGUCCGCAGACAUCCCGAUGUCGACUACAUCGAGAAGGACUCCGAAGUCCACACCAUGGGAGAAGCCACCGAGAAGAACGCCCCUUGGGGUCUGGCACGUAUCUCUCACCGGGACAGCCUUACGUUCGGUAACUUUAACAAAUACCUGUUUGCCUCGGAGGGUGGCGAGGGCGUUGAUGCCUACACCAUUGACACUGGUAUCAAUGUCGACCACGCUGAUUUCGAGGGCCGUGCUACCUGGGGCAAGACGAUCCCUACCAACGAUGAAGAUGCCGAUGGCAACGGCCACGGAACGCACUGCUCCGGAACCAUGGCCGGUAAGAAGUACGGUGUUGCUAAGAAGGCCAACCUCUAUGCCGUCAAGGUCUUGAGAUCGAGCGGCUCUGGCACCAUGUCCGAUGUCGUUCAGGGUGUUGAGUGGGCUGUCCAGGCCCAUCUUAAGAAGGCCAAGGAUGCUAAGGACGGUAAGGUCAAGGGAUUCAAGGGCAGUGUUGCCAACAUGAGUCUCGGUGGUGGCAAGUCCAAGACCCUUGAGGAUGCUGUCAACGCUGGUGUUGAGGCUGGUGUUCACUUCGCUGUUGCCGCUGGCAAUGACAACGCCGAUGCUUGCAACUACUCUCCCGCCGCUGCUGAGAACGCUAUCACCGUUGGCGCCUCGACUCUCUCCGAUGAGCGUGCCUACUUCUCCAACUACGGAAAGUGCACUGAUAUCUUUGCCCCUGGUCUUAACAUCCUCUCGACCUGGAUCGGCAGCGAGCACGCUACCAACGUCAUCUCCGGCACUUCCAUGGCUUCGCCUCACAUUGCUGGCCUGUUGGCCUACUUUGUUUCUCUCCAGCCUUCCAAGGACUCUGCCUACGCUGUUGGCGAGCUCACUCCUGCCAAGCUGAAGAAGGACAUCAUUGCCAUUGCGACCGAGGGUGCUCUUACUGACAUUCCUUACGACACUCCCAACCUCCUUGCCUGGAACGGUGGUGGCUCUGAGAACUACACCGACAUUGUCACCAGCGGUGGCUACAAGGUCGCCACCUCGGUUCAGGACCGCGUCGAGGGUCUGGUCCACAAGGCCGAGAAGAUGCUCACCGAGGAGCUGGGUGCCAUCUACAGCGAGAUCCAGGAUGCUGUUGUCGCAUAGAUCAGAGUUCAUGUUUCCCAGACGUAGAUUGGAAGACAUCCGGGUGCGGGAUGGUUGAUCGGACAUUUUGGCGCUGGUCUCUUCAUCAUGUUUGGUCUCUUCGAAGAGGCCGAUGCAUUGACUGCAUCGGCUGUAUCACCCCGACACUGCUUUUGCCUGCUUGGUUCAUUUUUAUGCUAGUAUACAUGUCUGCAAAGAAAGGGUUUGCGCUAUUUUAGAAUUGUUAUGGCUCUAACAAAUUGGCAAUCUUGAUUC
This is a messenger RNA of Aspergillus heteromorphus CBS 117.55, 2124 nucleotides long. Its product is annotated as S8 family peptidase. The record is from RefSeq and is a predicted model, not a curated record. Lineage: Eukaryota; Fungi; Ascomycota; Eurotiomycetes; Eurotiales; Aspergillaceae. Gene Ontology annotation, molecular function: serine-type endopeptidase activity. Bases 385 to 1869 code for a protein of 494 amino acids. Gene Ontology annotation, biological process: proteolysis. The transcript has 3 exons.